GUGUCAAAAUGUGAAGCUGCAAAAAUUGUGGCUGCCAAAUUUGUGAAGUUGUCACUUUUGCGAGUGCGAACGCUGGAGCGAGACCCCCCUAUUCUGCACUGCGUUGUGGUGUUUAAUUUUUCCCUUCACUUUCGCCGUUACGCCAACCGUUUGUUAAAAGACAACCGUUUCUUCUUAAGGGAGCACAUAUCUUCUCUCUUUCGACUAGCCACACGUUACCACCUGGUUUUUCUCCUCCCCCGCAAAAUGAAUAAUGGACACCUUUUCAUCCUGCUGGCAAUAUUGACGACGUGGGGAAGCAACCCCCAUUUCAGCCGCACUGCUGAGAUUGAGAAUGACAAAACGGAGAGCGCAGUAAGCUCAAGUGGGAUUUUAAAAAACGUCGUGAAACAUGCCCCCAAAGUGAGUUCCAAAGAAAUAGAGGACAGCGAAAUAAGGAUAGCCAAAAUGGCACACGAAGAGGAAAACAAAAAGUUGCAAAAAAUGGGAAAGUGUGCAAAAGAUUAUACAUUACCUUGCCCAAAAUUUUGGAAAAAAAAAAUUAUGAACAAGUCAGAAAAUAUUUGCAUAGCUAGCUCGACGUACAACGGAUUUUGCAACCCCAGUCAAUCCUUCGACAAUUUUACACAAAAUGAAAAGAUAAAAUUUGAAACAAGUUGCAACGUCGAAUGGGGAUGCAAAAAUGUCGUGACAGAUGCAUGCGAAAGUGGGAAAAGAAAUUACAACGAGCCAUGUCCUGAGGGUUUCAUCUCCCAAAAUGAUAACACUUGUGCGGCUGACCUGACCGUGUAUGAUGGCCUCUGCAAUGGAGAGAAGAUAGACUUUACCCAUCUCACCAGCGAGGAAAAACAAAACUGGAGUGUUGCCUGCGAAGCGUAUUGGCCCUGUUACGUCAACUGUGAAGCUCUCUCCGUGUGUCCUUCCAAGUGGAAGCAAAUAAAUUCUUACGAGUGUGCCCCUCCUCGUAGUUACAACGGGCCAUGCAAAGACACCAAGAAUUUUAAAUUUUUUAAUGAACGCAUGAAAAUCAAAUUUGAGGACAAAUGCAAAGUUACUUUUGCGUGCACAGAAUUGUGUGAAAAAAAUUAUCUGCAGGAGUGCCCCUUACAUUGGGGGGAAAAAAAUGGCUACUGUUUGGCUCCACCAUCUUUCAACUUGUGCGAAAGGAAAAAAUUUCCCUAUAGGAACUUAACGCAGGAUGAGAAGAAGCAGUUCGAGGAGGAGUGCUCCGUUCAGUGGCCUUGUCGAGAGAGCCCCUUUUGCGAAAUGGACUGGGCCGCUGAGUGCCCCCUGAACUGGGUGAAGGAGACUCCCCGGGAAGGUGCCAAUCGGCAAGGUGGUAACCAGCAAGGCGACGAAUACAUCUGCACUGCCGACUCAUCCCUGUACAGCGGGAAGUGUGCCUUUAUUUCCCUCCCGAAUGGCGCCGACGAAGAGGCCAAGCGGGAGUUGGCUUCCACGUGCGACACCCCCUGGCCGUGCUCUUCUGCAGGAGCCGCUUCCGACGCCGCUUCCAACGCCGCUGCCGAAGGAGGUCCUCUUCCCCCGUCGGAUCGCAAGAGAGGAGAACGGCGCGGCCGCGCGACCACCAACGGCCCCGUCACUCUCAAGGGCGGCGUGCGCGCCAGCGCUGGGCCCGCCUAUCGCGUGGUCGACGAUCAGGGGGACUUGCCCCUCGCGGAUAUUAUGCGCUGA
Plasmodium vivax (malaria parasite P. vivax) is the source of this 1695-nucleotide messenger RNA. RefSeq lists its product as hypothetical. The record is from RefSeq and is a predicted model, not a curated record. NCBI's taxonomy places the organism in Eukaryota, Apicomplexa, Aconoidasida, Haemosporida, Plasmodiidae. The coding region runs from base 247 to 1695 and encodes 482 amino acids. The transcript has a single exon.